Ipomoea triloba (trilobed morning glory) is the source of this 2332-nucleotide messenger RNA. Its product is annotated as wall-associated receptor kinase-like 1. Bases 11 to 2107 code for a protein of 698 amino acids. The transcript has 3 exons. Gene Ontology annotation, biological process: cell surface receptor signaling pathway; protein phosphorylation. Lineage: Eukaryota; Viridiplantae; Streptophyta; Magnoliopsida; Solanales; Convolvulaceae. The record is from RefSeq and is a predicted model, not a curated record. Gene Ontology annotation, cellular component: plasma membrane. Gene Ontology annotation, molecular function: polysaccharide binding; ATP binding; protein serine/threonine kinase activity.
ACAUUGUAAGAUGUACACAAGAAAAGAAAAGAAAAUGAUGUCUACUAGAAAUGAGAUAGUAGCAGCGGCUAUGGUAACGAUGAUGAGCUUCAUAGUGACACUCACUUUGGCUUAUGAAUCUAAUAUGACUGAUGAAGCUGUUCGCUAUAAGCAAAAUGGGAUAUCUAUGGUUCCAAAGGGUUGUCCAGACAAGUGCGGCAACGUUAGUAUUUACUACCCAUUUGGAACCAGGGAAGGUUGCUAUUUGAGCGAAUGGUUCCACAUAAAUUGCACCACAUCCUCGGAUGGUGUGGAGAAGCCCUACUUGAGCUCCUUUUCUGAUGGCAACAUAAAAGAGAUUUUGGGCAUUUCCUAUCAAAGUAGUUCAAUAACAAUCCAAGAGUCAAUCUCUCCUAUCUGCCAAACCACCACUGGGCUCGCCUAUGGAAGCAAUAAUAAUAUCACCAUAAUUUCCAACACCAAAUUAUCCCAAACCCCAUUCCUUUACUCUGAAUAUCUCAACAAGUUCAUGCUUUUAGGUUGUGGCAACGCUCUCCUCACUUCGCCUGGUUACGAUAUACUAGGUGGAUGCACCUCAUUGUGUGGCAAAUUCACGGAACGUCAACAUCUUUGCUACGGCAUAAACUGUUGCCAAAUCCAGCUUAGCACAUACUACUAUGAUGCUAUAAAAACAUACCAAGUCAACUUCACAAACUCGGCCGCCCUCAAUGCCUGCAGCUAUGCCUUCUUUGCUCAUCGUGAUUGGUUCGCUGAAAGCUUUACGGGCAGUCGCCGGCGGGAGGAGCUAGUUGUUCCGGUCGUGUGGCAGUGGACCAUCCCAUACUUGCCUCCAUCCGCCCACUCAGACUACUGCCACCACAGCAUAAAGUCUUAUGGGUCGUCUUACAGUGAUAAUUAUUAUUGUCACUGCCCAUAUCCUAAGAUAGGGAACCCAUUAAUUGCAAAUGGAUGUCACGGUGGUCCUAUGCUCACUGUCAAGGAACUGUCUGCUAUUAUUGGUGUUAGUGGAAGUAUUGGAAUUUUGUUGUUAGUAUGGGGUUGUUUCAUCCUCCGUAAAGCCAUCAAGAAGAGAAAGAUGAAGAAACAGAGGCAGAAGUUCUUCAAACGUAAUGGAGGUCUCCUUUUGCAGCAACAACUCUUAGCUAAAGAUGGGAUUAUAGAGAAAGCUAAAAUAUUCAAAGCUAGCGAGUUAGAUAAGGCCACUGAUCAUUUCAACUCAAAUAGAAUUGUAGGUCGAGGUGGGCAAGGCACAGUGUACAAAGGAAUGUUAAUUGAUGGGCAGAUCGUUGCAGUGAAGAAAUCGCAGGCGGUGGACGAGAAUCAGUUGGAGCCAUUCAUCAACGAGGUUGUCAUUCUUUCCCAAAUCAAUCAUAGGAAUGUUGUCAAACUACUGGGGUGUUGUUUAGAGACCGAAGUUCCCAUUUUAGUUUAUGAAUUUAUACCAAAUGGGACGCUUUUGAGCCUUAUCCAUAACAAUUAUGACAACGAGCUCAUUCCUCUUUCAUGGGAUAUUCGCAUCAGGAUUGCAUCAGAGGUGGCUAGUGCUUUAGCUUAUCUUCACUCCGCCACAUCAAUUCCCAUAUACCAUAGAGACAUUAAGUCUACUAACAUCCUUCUGGACGAGAAAUUUCGAGCCAAGGUUUCAGAUUUUGGAACUUCAAGGUCCAUUUCAAUUGAUCAAACUCACUUGACUACCAUAGUUAAGGGGACUUUUGGAUACUUGGAUCCCGAAUAUUUUCAAUCCAGUCAGUUCACAGAUAAAAGUGAUGUUUAUAGUUUCGGAGUAGUCCUUGCUGAGCUCCUGACGGGACAAAAGCCAAUUUCAUUUGAAGUUGAUGAUGACGAGGAACGGAGCUUGGUAACACGUUUUCUAUUGUGUAUGGAAGAGAAAAGUCUUUGGGAAAUUCUUGACGUGAAAGUUUCAGAGCAAGGGGAAAAGGAAGAUGUUAUGGCAGUUGCUUGGCUUGCACAACGUUGUUUGAACUACAAUGGGAAGAAAAGGCCUACAAUGAAAGAAGUGGCUGCGGAGUUGGAUGCCAUUAGAGCAUCUAAUCCCCAUCUCGCCUCGGCCAUGAAAACAUUGGAAACUGAAUUAGGUUUCAUAUAGCUUCAAUUUUACUAUUUCAGGUGUCAAAACUUGCUAGAAGUCAAUUGAACUAUCUGUUUUGUGUGUGUUAUAUUCAAGCACACCUCUCUCAUGGUGUACGUAGGAGAGUUGCUUUUAUGUGUAGUUUGGAAUGUAAAAGUAUAUAGCUUUGUUAUACUUUUCAUAAUUCAGGUAACUUAUUAUGGAUGUUUUCCAUUUAAAUAAUACAACAGUUUCUUCACCAGA